This is a messenger RNA of Moesziomyces aphidis, 2439 nucleotides long. NCBI's taxonomy places the organism in Eukaryota, Fungi, Basidiomycota, Ustilaginomycetes, Ustilaginales, Ustilaginaceae. The record is from the annotation of a GenBank genome assembly.
AUGGACCGACGAGAUCUCCUUUACAAGAUGAAUGCUCGAAGGGCGUUGGCAGGCAGGCAGGCAGGCCGGCCACGCCUCUUUGGCCUCGCUAUCCGAUCGCCAAGGUACGCUCUCCACCUCCUCAUCCUCGAGUCCCUCCCCCUCCAAUCCUUUUCCCCUUUCGGUACCCUUCCGGCAUCAUCGUCGUCUCGCAAGACUUCGACCCUUCUUCCCGCCAUCCGGUGCGCAUUCGCCGCUCGCCCCAUUCGGCCUCAUCACCACCCAUCCCGCACACGCCCCGAUCUCAUCGCACUCCGUCUUGCCCAGCUCUCGUUGCAGCCCCGAAUCGAUUCGGUCUCCAUACCCCAACAGCAAGCUCAGAUUCCCAAAGCAUCGCCGUCUUCGAUAUCGUCCUCGGACGCCGCUGUCGCCGUGACAAACAACGUGGUCGCCAAACCUAGCUCAGCCUCGUUGCAAUCUGCCCGACUCGUCUCCGUCCCUCCGCAUCCCACCAUGCUCGAGCCACCGCAGGGCGCCGACCCCGAAGACUACUAUGUAAAGCAGGAUCGCGUCGGCAAGGGCUCCUUCGGCGAGGUCUACAAGGGCUUCGACAAGCGCUCUCGCCAGCCCGUCGCCAUCAAAAUCAUCGACCUCGAAAACGCAGAAGACGAGAUCGACGACAUUCAGCAGGAGAUCGCCAUCCUCAGCCAACUCGACAGCCCUCACGUCACCAAGUAUCAUGGUUCGUGGCUCAAAGGCACGAAUCUGUGGAUCGUCAUGGAGUACUGCUCCGGUGGCAGCUGUUCCGAUCUUAUGAAGCCCGGCCGAUUCCGCGAAGACUACAUCGCAAUCGUCGUGCGCGAGCUUCUCAAAGGUCUCGAAUACCUCCACGGCGAGGGCAAGCUCCACAGAGACAUCAAAGCCGCCAACAUCCUCCUCUCGGCCACCGGAGACGUCAAGCUCGCCGACUUUGGUGUCUCCGGUCAGCUCACCGCCACCAUGACCAAGAAGAACACCUUUGUCGGCACCCCCUACUGGAUGAGUCCCGAAGUCAUCAAGCAGAGCGGCUACGACUUCAAGGCCGACAUCUGGAGUCUCGGCAUCACCGCCAUCGAGCUCGCCAUGGGCGAGCCUCCCUAUGCGGAUCUGCAUCCCAUGAAGGUUCUCUUCCUCAUCCCCAAGAACCCGCCCCCUCAACUCGAAGGCCCCUUUUCGCGCCCCUUCAAGGAAUUCAUCAACCUCUGCCUCCAGCGCGAUCCUGCCAAUCGGCCAUCCGCCCGCGAACUGCUCAAGCAUCCCUUCAUCCGCAAGGCCAAGAAGACCACCUAUCUCACCGAACUCAUCGAGCGCCUCGAGCGAUGGAGGGCAGAGGGCGGCGAUCGCCACGAAUCUGAAGAGAGCGAGGAGGCCGACGAAGAUUUCCACGAGGGCGAGGAGGACAUGUGGGACUUUGGCACCGUCCGCAACACCAUGCGUCGUGGCGGCAGGGGUACGGUCGCUAUGCGCAUGCCCGCCAGUGCCAUGACGGCAGCCGCAGCGGCGGUCAACGGAGGCGAAGACGUCCAAAACGGCAGAUACCAGGCCAAGGAGCUACCCCAGGUUCCACACCAGCCCCCGCGCUCGCCUCAACCCCAGCCUCGAUCCCCGACCUAUCCCCAGGCCUCUUCUCAUGCGCAGCCCCAGCAUCAAUCUCCUCGACAGCAAGCACCACCUCCACAGCACAAGCAACCAUACCAGCAGGACCGCAGAUUUGACACGUCCGGCUCUUCUGGAUCCGCUGGCUCAGGAUCCGGCUCGGCGGGCGGCACAGUCCGCCUCGCAGGUGCCCCAGUGCGACCGGGCAUCCCAACGGCGGGCGCUGGCCACGAUGGAAUCGCCCGACAGCCUAGCUUCUCGGCGGCUGACGCAUACGACAAGGCCAUCUCGGGCCGUGCAUCUCCGCAGCCGAGACCGGCCACCAACGGCAAUGCUUCUCACAGUGCCAAUACCGGCGCCGGAGGGCGCUACGCCGACAAUCACCAAGGAUACGAUGCUGUGGAAGAGGAGCGCAGGAGGAUGGAAGAGAUGCGUCUGCAUCAGCAGGGCGCGCCGCAACGGCGUGACGCGAGCCCCAGAGGCGCGGAUCGGCGCGGGGACGCGGCGCAACAGCAACAACAGCACCAGUACCAGCAACAACAUCAUCAACAGCAUCAGCAGCAGCAGCCACCACCGCAGGCGCAGCAACAGAGCGCUCGACUCACCGCGCUGGACACUGUCUUCUUGCCCGUCAUCGAACAGCUCAACAUGGCCGUCGCCUCGCGACGAGAUGCCGUGCGGACGCUCGCCAAUCUUCGCGCCUGCCUCGAGGAGGCCGAGAUGGUGACGCCAGGCAUCAUGAACGCCUUUGCCGUCGAACUGUUUCACACUAUGGCCGAGGUCGAGGGCGACCGCGAGCCAGAAGAGGACCAGUGGGAUGGUUAA